Messenger RNA from Schizophyllum commune H4-8, 5210 nucleotides. RefSeq lists its product as uncharacterized. Gene Ontology annotation, molecular function: GTPase activator activity. Gene Ontology annotation, cellular component: GATOR1 complex. Gene Ontology annotation, biological process: intracellular signal transduction; negative regulation of TORC1 signaling; positive regulation of autophagy. The record is from RefSeq and is a predicted model, not a curated record. The transcript has 9 exons. Bases 382 to 4914 code for a protein of 1510 amino acids. Lineage: Eukaryota; Fungi; Basidiomycota; Agaricomycetes; Agaricales; Schizophyllaceae.
UGCCCGGCAUCAGCCUUGCUUCCUGCGCCCAUCACCAGUGUCCCCUUCGCUCACGGGCCCGAUCUUCUCUAACAUACGCUCCAAUGCAAUCUCUGUGAAGUUCUCAUAGCUUCUACCCUGACCAUGUCCUCUCGAGCCGAAUCCCAAGUUUCGCAGUAUGGCCGCCGUCGUUCCAAUACAGCGACCUCGAUUCUGAGGCCCUCCUCCACCGUAUCAGCACCUGCGCCACCCUUGGAAGUAGGGCAGAGUACCACACUGAACUCAUGGGUCCACGACCCGCGCGAACUAGACACCGUGAUCCUCAAUCAUGUCCGGUGGCCUGGCGUGUCUGAAGGCGACAUUCUACGCGUCGUAAGCGCGGAGCAAGCCAGUCAGGACGACAUGGAGCUCAAGGAGGAGUCAGAGGAUAGUAGGAAGAAGAUGGAGAGCAAGGCAAAGGCGGGCGUACUGUUCAUCGUGGGCAAGCAUGACCCCGAUCUCAAGCAUCAGCUGCAGAUCUCCCUUCCCAAGCCGAUCGCGGAUGCGUUUGGCGUGAGGAAUAACAGCGAAGUCAUCGUCACGAAGGUUGACGGCGAACGCUGCAAUGCUGACUACGUCGAGUUCUACUUCCAAGAUCAGUACUUGGGACGAAACGACAUGUGGAGGCUGGGGCGCCAGCUUACGGGCAAAUGCAUCUAUGCCGGACAAGAGGUCACCUUCGUCGGUAGCGCAGCUGCCAGAAUCCAACACAUCUACAUCGGCGGCAAGCGAGUGUCCUCUGCCAUCAUGACGCCCUCAACCAAGUCCGUCUAUCGCAGCUUGUCCGCCAAGGUCACGAUCUUCAUCACCGUGUGCCGUGAGCUGUGGUACUUCGCCGGUGACGGCGAGCGCUACAACGAGAAGAUCGUGCACGCGUGCCUCCCAACACUAUUCAAUAGCUGGCGCGCCGCGGGGACGAACCACACGGUCACGAUAGUCCUCAUUUGCCGCGUCUUCUACGACCAGUCUGAGGUUGACUACGCCGCGGGUCCGCUCCUGCGCGACGACCGGGGAAACUGGUACAAGGACUUCUACAAGGUUAUCACCGACCUGGAAGUGAUUCAUGAAUGGCGGCCAACGCUCGUGACGCUCAAAACGUCUUUCUACGACUUCCAGCGCGAUGUACUCUUGACACACCAUUAUCAUAUGCAUGCCAACUCGACCGAGCCAGUACGUCUGGUCGGCAAGCUCUCAUACGCGCACGACGCGCCCGUACUUGAAGCAUUGAAUCUGGCUCUCAAUCCGACCGAGACGCACUACAUCGACCGGUCGCUGUCGAACACAGGCGCGACAUCCAUCCUCAUAACUCCUGGGACAGGCUACUUCCGCGUCAACAAGCGCCUCCUCCGGCUAACCACGAUGCGCAUCCUCGACCAGGGACACGGCUUCGACUUGAUUUCGCUGGCCAAGCCGCCAUUGCACCAGACCCCGAUGUUCAGCUUCCUGAGCGCGGAUCCGGAGAUAAAGAGCGAGAAGGGGGACAAAGACGCGUACGCUGACCCGCGGUCGUAUGAUCCUCUGUGGGUUGGCGAGGACACGGAGGAUGGAAGUCCGAAGUCAACGUUUUGGUGGGAGCCGUUCUGGAUCUCUAUCUCGUUCUGGGACAAGCAAUUGGAUCUGCCUUUCAGAGCGGACCGCUUCGUUGCACGGGCGAAGAUGCAUGAGAUUCAAAUGCUGGGUCUGCUUGAGCACGACGUGACGAGUAGCAUUGAGGUGCCUUUCCUUCCUGAAAACAUCAUGAUGGACGGCUACGACAAGCCACUCUCGAAGGAGGCCGCUGAUCAAUUCGACCUCGACGUCUUUGCACUGUCGCCUCGCGAAGAGAGGUACACUGAUGACGAAGGAGGUCCGCGGAGAAAGCGCUUGUCAACAUUGUCGAAUGACAGUGGCACAAGCUCUUCAUCCGUUGCUCUCAGCUCCUCCAUCGUUCCACGCACCAACCCACCAACGCCCCAACGGUCUGCGCCUACGACACCGACUGUCGAAAAGCGUUUGUCAGUGCGCGGCUCCCUUCUACAGCCACGCGAGCCACCGAUCGAGGAGAGCCCACGGCAUGCCAACUUGGAGCUCCCCGACAGUGGAAGUAUCCGCGGCUUGAGCAAGUCGCCCUCGCAAUCAUCGACACUGUCGGCACGCUCCUCGGGCUCGAGAAAAUCGCGCGCGACGUCAAAAUCCUCGGAACACAGUGGCCAAGGGAAAAGCACCUUAGCCUCUCGACUGGCGCCUACUUGGCUACUCAAUCCGUUCAAUCGUAGCGGACCAAGUGAGCCGCAGACGACGACGGUGUCCGCGUCUGCAUCGGGGACGAACAUGUCAUCUUCCAGCAGCACCUCCACGAAACGCGAUCCGGAGAAGCGACAAUCAAGUACGCCAGAGAGGCCGGCACGUCCAGUGCCAUUGCCAUCUUCGUCUACGGUGCCAACCCUAUCGGCAAGAGUGCCAAUACCUACACCGUUUCCGACCUCAUCUUCCAACACGGAUAGAUUGUCCUCGCAUAGUGCUUCAAGUCGGAGGGGCACUGACGAUGACACUGUCGUCCCCGGGCUGUCUUCCUUUCUCCGUCGUUCACCCAUGAAUACGCCCCCUCGCGAUGGUGCCGCCGCUCUCUUCCGUCGACGGAGCACCGCUACCGUCAUCGGCACUUCCUCAUCCCCCUCCUUCUCCCACAUCCCGCGCACCAAUCCUUCCCGCCCGCAGACCACCAUUUCGCAUUCUCAAUACGGUCUCGCGUCCCGUUGGCAGCAUGUCUUUCCUCGACCGCUGCUCAAGACCGAGAUCAAGUGGGACAGCUUCGUCACUCCAGCUUGUCUUCCGCUCACGGUCGAAUACUUCCCCGCGGCGGCGGAGCUCGAGCAAAACUACGACAUGUUCUCGUACGACUUCGUCGUCGACCCGACAGAGAUGAAGUCGUUCUUGGUGAAACCUCCGGAGACGAAGGACAUCAAGUUGGUCGGCCGGGCGGCUGAGGAGGAGAUCCGCAGGCGGUGGGCGCUCGUGGUGAUGCGGGGCAUGGCAGCUGUCAGAUUGGCGCAGGGCUUCCAGUUCAUCCUCAAGCCAUCUCGAGCAUCGGCGCUCAACGACAUCCAGAAGCCGCCAGCGGAAGACAGGGAGAAGACGGCGUCAUUCCGGAGGCAUACGACGAGGACGUUCGUUGCGGAAGAGGACUCAGUACCGCGAUUUUCUGGCGCGUCGGAGAUCCUGAACACAACGACGGAGCCGGUUUACUUGAGCAUGAGCAACGAGAUACAUCGGAUCUCGUAUACGGGGGAUAUGAUUCAGGUCAAGCGAUGGGUACGACGGUUGCCUGGGGCAAAGCCAUACGAGUAUCGCUUCUUGAGUUGGCCGAAGCUGGGCGAGGGUUAUACGGAGAUGUCCACCAAAUUCUCGUCAAGAGGCUUGGAGAGCUAUGGCUGGAACCGAUUGGACAUGUUGGUUGCUGGGUACGAGCAGCAGUUCAACGAAUCCUUGCGAUACUGGCGUACUCGCUUUAUCGUCAUACCUACCGCAGAACCGCCGCCCGAAAACGUCGGGCCCCAAGGCGAGCUGCUGAAUGAGGAGGAGAUGCGCAUCCUCGGCAUUGAGAAGCUUGCGGAGCAGUUUACCAAGCUGCGUUGGGUUCCACCGGACGACAAGACGGUGCAUCCUGCCGUGCGCUUCCUACCGACAACCCUCAAUCCUGCGGCCUCCGUGCUCGACGACAGUCUUAUGGAGCAGCUCGACCAGAUUCACGCCGCAGGACCGCUUAAGAAGAAGAUGAAGAGUGAGCGAGAGAUUGGUGACAUGUCGCUGCAAGCCAUCGCGAAGGCCAUGCGCGAGGAUGACGGUGUGCCGAUAAAGCACAAUCGUUGGCAUCAUAGCCAGUAUCCGAACUCGUUCACCGGCUUCGACUUCGUGUCCUGGGUGGUCAGGGAGUUUGGCGACGUCUCUUCAAGGCAGCAAGGGGCAGAAUGGGGUGUCAGGAUGCUGGAGCAAGGCCUCUUUGAGCACGUCAGAGGUUCACACAAAUUCCUCGAUGGACAUUACUUCUAUCAACUACGCGGAGACUUCGCCGUGCAAAUGACGCCGAAGGGAUGGUUUAGGACGCGCAUUGCCUCUGACGAGCUGCGACCUCGUGUUUCGGGCAGAAGUCCAACGGCCAAGAGGCGCAAGCGGCUGAUCCUGAGUCAAAGUAUGCCCAUAGACAUCGAUCCUCAGAAGAAAAGUGACCAAGCCGAGUGUGUCGUGCUUCAUCACGACAUCAUUCACAACCCUGCUACGGUCUUCCACUUUGAGCUGCAAUGGAUCGGCACAACUGCGCGCUGCAUCGAGGAGCAACUACGCCAGUGGAGUCGGCUAAUAGAGCGGUAUGGUCUCAAGCUCGUCGAGGCCUACGUUACGCAGAUCAGCGAGGUUCGGGACCGCAAUGCGUUCCAGUCCUGCUUUCCUCUUCCUCUUGCGCUUCCUCCGCCUGACGUACCCGACCUCGAAAAGCGGAUACCGGAUGGGUCUAGUCCGACUCACUAUUUCGAGUACGCGCUGCUGCGUCGCUUCGGCUUCAUUCUGGACGUCGAAGCUGGCAGCCUCUAUCCGGAAGGUGUCGAUGUUGUCUACUCCUACCGUAGGGCGCCCUUCAAGUACUCCCAGUUUGUUCAUAGGUCGGGCGUGGCCUUCGUCCAGGUCCUCGGCGGCAAGCAAGGCUUCCUCUACCUGACCAACCGCUUGAUGAUGGCCGGCCGGAUCCACUCCAACCUUGGUUCCUCUGUCCGCGCGCGCGAGAAGCCCGCUGCAGAAGCGGAGAUCUUGAGGAAGCAGAUGCAGGAGUUCUGCGAGAGCGAACACGCGUUGCAGCAAUUCUAUGCAGACGAGAUCGCACAGUUACCCUCCGAGCCGGAAGACCCUCCACCAUUAGCUAUAUAAUCACGCUACAUUGUACAUUAACAUUUUGAUUCCAAAAGUCCAGCGCGAGAUAGCAAGACAGCAAUAUACAUAGAAUGCAUGGAUGAGAGGGGAUCUCAUCAGCGACGCAAAGGCUACGUCUCAGGGCUGCUCAUGACUUGACAGCGGCGCCCUCCAAUGAUAUGUCGAAGAAGCCGUCCUUGAAGACCAGCCCGUCCACAGUCAUGCAUUCGAACCUAUCUCGCCUCAACGCAAGCUCACGAGGUCCAUGCACGAUGAUGAACCUGCGGUACUCAUACAAGAUAGGAGGUUGCACU